UAGGAGUCAAUGUAAUUUAGCAUGGAAUUGAUGAUUGAGUACACAUAAGGUCCUUUCAACUCAAUUCCUGGGAAAAUAUCUGUGGAAUUUGCAUCCAAACUCUGGGGAGAAAUCCUUCACAUUUCCAAGGCAAAAGAUGCUGCAGCUGAAGAAGAGCUUUAAAGUCUUCAUCUUGUUGGUCUCAGUGGCUCUUGGUGUCUUCUGUGGGACUGCCCUGUCAGAAUGGUCACCAUGGACAAAGGAACUUCUGGAGAAGAUGCAAAGUGUAUUUCCAUCAGGACGAACAGCUUUCUGGAAUUCACACACUUUGAUUGAAACCCAAAAGUUGCAGAAUCUGCUGGAAGAGGUCACUCAGCUGAGGGCGGAGAUCAGUACUUUGAAGGAGCUGAGCCAGAUAGCUUUGGACCCCUGUGUCAGGACAAACUGGGCCCUCAAGAGCACUGGAGCCACCAUUGACACACAAAGAACUUCCCAGACCUAUGACUGCAAAGAUAGUCUUCCCUGCAGGAUUUUACGCUUCUUCUGGGCUGCCAGCCCUCCUGAUACUAUCCUGCAGCCAAAGGUUUUCCCAGGAAACUGCUGGGCUUUCAAAGGCCAUCAGGGCCAGGUUGUCAUCAAGCUGCCAGCACGAGUCUACCUGACUGCCAUCACACUGCAGCACAUCUCCAAAGAUGCCUCUCCAAGUGGGACCAUCGUCAGUGCCCCCAAAGACAUUGCUGUCUUUGGGGUGGAUACAGAAGAGGACACAGAAGAGGAAACUCUCCUGGGGAUGUUCACCUUCAAUGUGGAAAAAAACCCCACACAGACUUUCCCUCUGAAGAACAUGCUGCUCCCCAGAGCUUUUUCACAUGUCAAACUUCUUGUGAAGAGCAACUGGGGAAACCCGUGGUAUACCUGCAUUUACCGAGUGAAGGUUCACGGAAAGAUGGAAAACCAGAAAGACUUAACCCAGGGCCAAGAUAAAUAAGAAAAGACAAAUGAAGAAGAAAGGGCAGGGGGAAGAAGGGAAAUGGGGGGAAUUAUGUGGCAUCCCAAUGUUGAUUUUAGACUCUGCAUGUGGGACUGUGUCAGGUGAGUUUUAGGUAAGAUAUAAGGAAUUAUAGAAUCAUUUAAUCCCCUCUAUAGAAAGGGACCCACAAGGAUCAUCAAGUUCAACUCUAAGUCCUGCACAGGACAGCCCCAACAACCACACCAUGUGUCUGGCAGCUGGCUUGGUGCUGUAGCCAAUUCACUGGGGAACCUGACCAGUACCUGACCACAUUCUGGGUUCUGGGUUCUGAUUCUUCACCCAGAAGGUUCUUCACUCAGAAGAAGAAAGUUCUUUACCCAAGGUUCCUCACCUGUUUCUUCUGGACAGUUACAGGCUUUUCUGGACAGAAGAGGUGUAGGGGUCCCUUCCAUGUCAGGGGUUCCAUGGUACCAUGAUUCUAUGAUUCUAUGACCAUUUGUUGCCAACCCAUCUCUUGUAAACCCCUGACACAGUGCUGUGUAUGUCCCAUCCCAGAAGCAGAGUGGAAGCCACAGGUCCAAGGUUUUAGACAAUGGCAGAAUGGAUGGAAACCUCUCCUCCUUGCCCAUGACACACUAAUUUGUGCCAGA
Messenger RNA from Zonotrichia leucophrys gambelii, 1599 nucleotides. RefSeq names its product sperm-associated antigen 4 protein-like. Gene Ontology annotation, molecular function: protein-membrane adaptor activity. NCBI's taxonomy places the organism in Eukaryota, Metazoa, Chordata, Aves, Passeriformes, Passerellidae. The transcript is spliced from 10 exons. Gene Ontology annotation, cellular component: nuclear envelope; meiotic nuclear membrane microtubule tethering complex. The record is from RefSeq and is a predicted model, not a curated record. Bases 137 to 967 code for a protein of 276 amino acids.